This is a messenger RNA of Rasamsonia emersonii CBS 393.64, 4392 nucleotides long. Its product is annotated as 2-alkenal reductase. Gene Ontology annotation, biological process: transmembrane transport. The coding region runs from base 1 to 4392 and encodes 1463 amino acids. The transcript is spliced from 3 exons. The record is from RefSeq and is a predicted model, not a curated record. Gene Ontology annotation, molecular function: ABC-type peptide transporter activity; ATP hydrolysis activity; ATP binding. Gene Ontology annotation, cellular component: membrane; fungal-type vacuole. Lineage: Eukaryota; Fungi; Ascomycota; Eurotiomycetes; Eurotiales; Trichocomaceae.
AUGGAGGCCGUCCCAGGAAUCGUCCAGCAUGCCCUCUUUUCGCCAUUAGAAAAUUCCUGGGCAGUCGCAGUAGAAAACAACAGUCCCCUGCCACAGAGGCGGCUGUGGCAGGACCGCACCAGGAACGUCGCGUCCUUGAUUGCUACUGGGGAUCCCCAUCUUGUCGCUCUGGUGGCGUCAUCGGCCAUUCUGUUGUGCCAGUUUCUGUUCAGCCAUGCUGUGCGUCGCUGGAAAAGAUCCAAAGGGGCGUCGAGCUUCGACUACGACCCCCGAGCGCGAUGCUACACGCCAAUCCCCUACGUCUUGUUCCAGAUCGUCUUCGCCGUCGCCGCCUUCUCGCUGAGCGUCGUUGCCAUCCGCCAGUCGGGCAGUUGGAAGAGAUCGCUGCUCCUGGCCUACAUCACCGCUCUCUGCCUGGCACGCGUCGUGUCAAAGGUCGAGUCUUUCCGUGAUCGAGUCUACUGCCAUGUCAAUGUCCUCGCGACAGCAGCGACGCUGCUAUCUGCCGUCCAAGUCUUCCUGCCCAUCACUAUCAUCGGCGCCAACUACCGGCCGACCACCAUCGAGACGGCCCUGGUGAGCUGCCUCACCGCGACGAUCCUGAUCCCUUUCAUUGCCCCUCGUCCUCGCCGUGCGCCAGAGAAACAAGAUGGCGACGAUGAGGGGUUAGCCAUUGACGACGAAAAAGCAUCUCCGGAAGAGACCUGCUCCCGGUUUUCCUUCUUCUGCUCCUACGACUGGCUCACUUAUCUCAUUCUCCGUGGCUGGCGUCGAGACCUGACUGUCGACGAUCUACCUGUGUUGCCGUCCUACGAUGCGCCCCUGAAAUGGCUGCAUGGCAUUCGAAAACAGCGCCAGCGAGAAGGCAAGACCUUCCGCACGCUCUGCCGACUCCUGCAUCGGGAGAUCAAGAUCAUGGUGAGCUGGGCUGCCGGUGUCGCCAUCUUCGACUACAUCGCUCCGACGGCAAUGUUCCACCUGCUGGGAUACCUGAGAAGCCCGCACGAUGCCAUUGUACAUCCGCUGCUGUGGAUCUUUCUGCUUUUUGUCGGUCCCAUGAUUCGCUCCCUGUGCUAUCAACAGUAUAUCUUUACCGCUACGAGGCUCCUCGUGCGAGUGAAUAUGUCCUUGGUCCAGGAAAUCUAUCAGACUGCGCUGCGCUCCCAUCUCUACGACGCCUCUGUCGCCCAGACCAAGACAGAUACAAAGACAUCGUCUGAAGAGGCUUCUAAGAACAGACAGGCAGACAUUACUACUCUCAUGUCCUACGACGUCGAUGCCAUCUACAACUCGCGAGAGAUCUUCUUUAUCUCCGUAUCCGGCCCGAUUUCCAUCACAAUCGCCAUUACGUUCCUGUACCGGAUGCUGGGCUGGCCGUCCUUGAUCGGCGUGACGGCGCUAUUUCUCAUGACGCCACUGCCUGCUCUGGUCUCUCGCCGCAUAUCUCAGAUGCAACGGUCCGUGAUGCGUGCCACCGAUGCGAGACUUUCCAAAAUCACCGAGUAUCUCGGCUCGAUCCGCACCCUGAAGUACUUUGGCUGGGAGCCGGCCAUGUCGGAGAAGAUCAACAGCCUGCGAACCGUCGAGCAACAACGCAUCUGGAAACGUAACGUUUUGACCGCGGUUAUUUCCAUGACGGGAGACUUCUUGCCCAUGGUCAGCUUGCUGGUCACUUUCGCCGUUGUCGUCCUAUUCACGGACACGCCUCUGGAGGCUCCAGUCGCCUUCACUUCCUUGUCAAUCAUGGAGAUUCUCCGAUCUCAAACCGUCUGGACGUCGAACGUGAUCCGCAUGGCGUCGCAGGGGAUCGAGUCUCUCCGGCGUCUGGAUCGGUUUUUCGAUUCUGCUGUGGAAAUUCAGCGACAUCCUGUCGGUCCCCCAGAGUUCCGAAACGCAACCUUCCGCCGCACGCCCAUCGCAGCCUUCAAGCUCCAAAACCUGUCCAUUCAAUUCCGCCACAACGAGUUGAACGUGGUCACCGGCCCCACAGGCAGUGGAAAGACCUCUUUGUUGCUCUCUUUGCUGGGCGAAACCGUCCUUGAAUCCGGUGCCGCGACAUGUCCCCGGGAUGUGGCGUAUGUGCCUCAGACUGCUUGGCUCCAGAAUGACACCAUCCGGCAAAAUAUCUUGUUCUACAGCGCCUUUGACCAGAAGCGUUAUGAGGCCGUGAUUGACGCCUGCGGUCUGGCUCAGGACCUCGACGAGCUUCCUGCGGGCGAUCUGACCGAGGUGGGCGAGCGAGGAACGAGCCUGUCUGGAGGCCAGAAACAGCGUGUCUCCCUGGCGAGGGCGAUCUACUCCUGCGCAUCGACUCUGCUUCUCGAUGACAUUUUCUCCGCGCUGGACACACAUACGACCACCUUGGUGUACGACCGUUGCUUUCGCAAGGGCCUGUUGGCGGGACGGACGGUGAUUCUGGUGACUCAUCUGCCGGUAGCUCUUCAGGAUGCCCAGAUGGUGGUGACUCUGGACCAGGGGACCGUAUCAUCCAUUCGAGUGGUGCAAUCGAAGCUCGAUUCCGAAGUAGCCACGACUGUUGGCUCGGAGGAAACUACUGCGGAAUCCUCAGCAUCAGAGUCUCCCUCUGGCUUGGAGUUGGAGCUAGCCAAACCUGUGCCCGAGGUGACCGUCUCCAGCGUACCAGCAGAACCCCAGAGCAGUCCGCCCAGGCGUGUGGUGGAGGAGACAUCUGCCAAAGGACGCAUCCCACGGACAUUGGUAUAUGCUCUUUUCGGCGGCUAUCCAUACGCUCUGGUCGCGAUCCUGUCGGCGUUCACGGUCCAGGUAGCCUACUUUUCUAUCACGUACUGGCUGUCAAUCUGGACCGAUGCGUAUGCACGAGAUGGCGGCUUUCCCAACGUCGGCUACUACCUGUCUAUUUACGCGGCAGCUGUCGUGACGUAUCUGUCAUUGCAGUUUCUCAACAGCCUCAUUUAUCAAUACGGCAGCUGGACCGCCGCAAAGAAGAUGCACUCGCAGCUUGUCCACGCUAUACUAUCUGCACCCAUCUCUUGGUUUGACAAGAAUCCGGUCGGCCGGGCAAUCAACCGAUUUGGUAACGACACGCGGUCUAUGGAUAUGGUCUUGGUCGAAUGGCUUCGACAGUCUAUCAGCAACGGACUGCGUUUGCUUCUGCGUAUCGCGAGUGUCGCCUCCGUUAUGCCCAUCUUUGCCGUUCCUGCAGUCGUUAUAUGCAGCAUCGGGUUCGUCAUCGGGGAGAUGUACACGCGGGCUCAAGUCUCGAUCAAGAGGCUAUGCGCAGUCAACUACUCGCCGGUAUUCACCCACUUCACGGAUACUCUGGCGGGCAUGACCGUGAUCCGGGCGCGCGACGGCAUGGACGAUAUGUUCCAGAAGCUGUUGGCAGACAGGCUGGCCGUGCAUUCGCGGGCGGCUGAGGCACAAUAUAACUGCAACCGUUGGGUCUCUGUCCGUUCAGACCUGUGUGCUGCGUCCGUAGCAUCCAUCGCGGGCUUCCUGGCAUACACGCAGUCAGGACCGGCCGGUCUGGUCGGAUUCUCCCUCGCGAACGCAAUUGGCAUGAGUCAGAGCAUCCUGAUCCUCGUACGAACGAUGAACGAGUUAGAAGUCGAGCUGAACUCGUUUCAGCGGAUUAGAGAGUACGCCGACAUCGAGCCGGAAGAGAGCCAGGCCAACGGCCGACAACAAGCUACAUCUCUUCCCCCGGCCCAUUGGCCAACAUCCGGCCAGGUCGAGUUUCAUAACCUCACCGUUCGCUAUCAUCCCGAUGGUCCGGACGUGUUGCGGAACGUCAACUUCGUCGCGUCACCCGGCGAGCGCAUUGCCAUUGUGGGCCGGACAGGCAGCGGGAAAAGCACGCUGGGUCUGUCCUUGCUGCGAUUUACAGAAAUCGUCUCGGGCAAAGUGACGAUCGACGGCAUCGACAUCAACACGAUCCCGCUGAAUCGGCUGCGUACGAGCAUCAGCCUCAUCCCGCAAGAACCGGUCUUGUUUUCGGGCGACAUCCAGUCGAAUCUCGACCCGUUUGGCGAGUUGAGUGAGACGGAGCUGCAGUCGGCAUUGUCUGCAUGUGCAGCCAUUCACGUUGGGAAUAACAACGGCGAUAACGCCACGCAGGACCAAGGCAGUACGACACUCAGUCUGGACACACCCGUGGCGGCCAACGGCGAGAACUUCAGCCAGGGCCAGCGACAAAUCCUCGGCCUGGCGCGGGCCAUCAGCCGGCGGUCCAAAGUCGUUCUGCUAGACGAGGCGACCGCGUCGGUAGACCAGCGGACAGAUGCACACAUCCAGCGGCUCAUCCGGUCCGAAUUCCCGGACUCGACCAUCAUCGCGAUCGCGCACCGGCUGCGGACGAUCAUUGAUUAUGACCGUGUGAUCGUCAUGGGGGGUGGUGAGAUUCUCGAGUAA